Messenger RNA from Scatophagus argus, 2274 nucleotides. It is a transcript of the gene emp1a, whose product is annotated as epithelial membrane protein 1. Lineage: Eukaryota; Metazoa; Chordata; Actinopteri; Scatophagidae. The transcript has 5 exons. The record is from RefSeq and is a predicted model, not a curated record. The coding region runs from base 145 to 621 and encodes 158 amino acids. Gene Ontology annotation, cellular component: plasma membrane.
UGAGAGGAAAGAGGGGGAAUGGAGAGGGAAAACAGUGUGGUGUGUGUGCUGAGGAUUCAAAGCUGGGUGGGUCUACAGUGUUUCACAUUCCCAAAUAACUCCCGGGCUGUGCGUUAAAGCGCUUUCAGUUUUCAGAAGGCCACGAUGUUGAUGCUGGCUGGAAUCGUUGUUCUGCACAUCACCACCAUCAUCCUGCUGCUGGUGGCCACCAUCGAUAAUGCCUGGUGGAUCACUGACACAGUGUCAGCUGACCUGUGGGGCAGGUGGGAGUUGACGGACACAGUCUGGCGUUACACCAACCUGAAAGACUACCCGGAGGAAUAUCUCCAGACGGUUCAGGCCACCUCAGUGCUGGCCUGUGUUUUUACCAUUCUGGCCUUGUUUGUGUUUGUGGCGCAGCUGUUCACCCUGCCCAAAGGCCAGAGGUUCACUUUCACUGGCAUUUUACAGCUAAUCGCCUGUCUGUGUAUAAUGAUAGCAGCCUCAAUCUACACGGCCCAGCUCCACGCCAACGACACACAGGGAGGAUACGGGCACUCCUAUGUCCUGGCCUGGAUUUCUUUUGUCCUAACCUUCCUCCUAGCAAUCACCUACCUCAUCCUGCGAAAGAAGAGCGAGUGAGAGGAGAAAAGGAAUGAGGGCAGGCCUGGGAUCAUAUUCCCAGCUUGUAUUUGGGGAAUGAAAGAAUAGGAUGCGUUUCACAAUUUGGAGGGACAAAAAAUGAAGACCGCUGAUGUACAUCUGCAGCCAGGGAAAAUGGGAAAAUAAUGCUCAAUUGCUAAGAGGAGCCAUUUGUUUAUAUUUUGAAUAUUGCAAGUUGAAAUAGAAAUCAUGCUUACAUGACAUAAAGGGCUGAACUGAAUAGGCAGUGUGGGUUAUGAAAUGGUGGUUUUCAUUAGGAGGGUGCAACCUCCACAAGUGCUUAUUUCACAGCAGUAUAACCAUACAGUUUUUAAUAAAUCAAUUAUUUCCAUUGUCUUUUAAAAGGUAGUUACAUAUAGAUUUGGAAAAUACCCAUUAGCACUGUAAAGGAAUAGUUCAACAUUUUGAAAAAUGUUAAAUUCUUUCAGAGAGUUAGAUGAGAAGAUCAGUGCUACUCAUAUCUGUGUGCUAAAUGUGAAGCUGAACCUGGGAGACAUUUAGCUUAGCUUUGCAUAAAGAUUGGAAACAGCUAACAAAUCUCUGCAGAGGUAAUAAAAUCCGCCUACAUACUAGCACCUCUAAAGAUCACUGGUAAACACAUUCACAAGACUCAAACAGGUACUUGAAAUCCUUUAAAGUAUGUGAAUUUUUAGGGGGAGGGGGGUGGGUAGGGGUUCAAGGCCUGGAGAGUUUUUGAUAUAGAAUAGACAUAAAUAGAUGGUGUCAUUGAAAUUACUUGAACUUAUGUUUUGUGCAAAGCUAGAAAUCGAAGUUCCUUUAAUACUUAUUGUGGGUAAAUAGCUUGUGUUCUGCGGCCUGCAGUUGUGUCAUUGUACAACGGUCACAUGCAUGCACUAGUGACUGAAGUGGAAUGAUGCAGGUUACAGCAAGAAAGUGAAAAAGAAAGCCAAGCAAACUUUCACGGAUGACUGGAAAAUACAAAUUCCAGGACUCAUGUUUACCAUGCUAAAAUGAAUGAGAUCUUCUCAUCCAACUCUCAACAAUAAAAAAAAGAAUUAGUUCCAAAAUAUUCCUUUAAGGACCAAACAAAGUUGACCACGUGGGAGGAGGAAAGAGGAAGCCAAAGUCCUUUUGAGAUGUAGUAGUUUGAAAUAUUCCUACUAGAUUUAAGUAUUUAUCAUCUUGUAUUAUCACGUUGUGAGGCUGACAGUUACUACUGCAGGUUUCAAGAGCUGAGGAGUGACAAAAUACUGUAACUGUGAAGGUACGGCAUGUUGGCAGAACUACAGCAUUCCUGCUGCAGUACUUGAACAAUCAGGAAAGACAAGCCUUAAUUUACAGUACAUGUAGUUUUAAUCGUCCAUCAUUAUUUUACAACUGAAGUAUAGUGUAUCCUGUUUUUAACCUAUGUACAUUGUAACCAUUAUAUUUUUGUAACAUUUUGUAUUGAGUGUUUUGUUUUAACCGUGUUUUAUUUUUUGUCUGUAGUUGGCUGCUAUCAUAAGAAAAGUACAUGCAAUUUGUACAAGUGAACAUAAAGUGAACCAGGGACGGAGGACAAUGGCGUUUCAUAUCACCAUAUUUCAUAACUAUGCAACAGAAGGUUUUGUUUGUAAUCGCCUUGGAAUUUAAGCCAUGUCAUUUAUUAAUAAAAACUAAUUAUCUCACAGA